AUGAUUCUGGCCUUUUGUUUAUCCAUCCUGGUCGGCCUUCUGCUGGGGGCUCUGGUCUACAUCGCAAUGACUUGGGCGUCAAGAAAGACCGCCUCUGCCAGGAUCACCAGACGCUCCAAGAAGAAGUCCACCCGGACUCAGUCUCAGAACCCGAUGAGCGGCUUGUACCGCAGCACUUUCCUCUCCGUCUACAGACAGCCCUCGGUAGAGCCAGUCGGCCCACUGGGGAGUAAACCAGGAACAGAGACCUCCACCUUCCGACCUCUGCCCAAGAGAAGCAGAGCCAGUCUGGAUAUGGGGCAGGAUACCCAGAUUCCUGAUGAGACCAGCACCACAAACUCGGACUCAGCAGCUCUGGUGCCGAAUAAAAGGCAUUCCUUCUGGUUGGGGAGCAAUGGACUAAAAGGAUUCCUCCCGUCCCAGACCCCCCCACCUGCAUAUGACAGUGUCAUCCAUGCCUAUGAGGAAACUUGCACUUGA
Messenger RNA from Synchiropus splendidus (mandarinfish), 480 nucleotides. It is a transcript of the gene myct1b, whose product is annotated as myc target 1b. The transcript has a single exon. The record is from RefSeq and is a predicted model, not a curated record. Lineage: Eukaryota; Metazoa; Chordata; Actinopteri; Syngnathiformes; Callionymidae. The coding region runs from base 1 to 480 and encodes 159 amino acids. Gene Ontology annotation, cellular component: nucleoplasm.